AGAAUAUCAUUUGUUAUUAAUAUAAAGUCUCCAUAUUUAUGGAAUGUUUACUUGUAUAUUGUUUGUGUAAUUUUUUUAAGCACUUAGAAUUGGUGGAGGUUAUGUCGAGAAUAAUCGAUUACGAUUGGUCAAUUUCUUAUGAUUUGGGGCUCAUUUCGUGUUGUCUGGGAUAAUAUAUUAAUUUAAUAAAUAAAAUAGUAUUCUAUUAUCAUUCUACUGAAUAAAUGAGAUAAAAAUAUUAGUUUUUUUAUCUAUAAAAUUAUAAAUUUCUAUACGAUAAUACGAUCUCUCUCCUCUCUCUUUCUCUCUCUCUCUCUCUUUCUCUCUCUCUCGUAUAUUCUUUACAAUUUACACGUGUUGCGCAGUGUUGCUUUAUGCAUUCAUAAUACAUACUAGUUAUGCAUGUAUUUCACUUAUUAACAAGCUGUAUUUAAACAUGAAUUACUCAUGCUAAUGCAAUGUCAUUUAUUUCCGUGACGACGUAAAGUAGCAUGCAAUUAAAAUGCAUUCUGUAAAUUGUCGGAAAUGUUUUAAGUCAUUUUCCUGCGGAAGCCUUCGAGGUUAAGAUGUGAAGAAUGCUCACAAAAAGCUCGAGCAAAAGCGUUCGCGGCUGCUUUCAAGGAUCAUUUCGGACCGAUUGAAUCAUCGCCAAUUAAUCCAAAGGCUGAAAUUUCAAGCUGCGCCACGAGCCGAUUGUAAAAACCAUCAAUUCUUCGUGACACGAAUACAAAAAGAAUUUGAUUGAAUGACGAGUAUCCUGUGUACUGAAAAAGAAGCAAAUUGCCCUCGUGUUGUCAUUCGUAAACAUUUUCGUGACACUUUGGCAUCCGCUACAACCUUAGCUAACAACAAGUAUGAAGUAUAGUAUUCUCAGUCAGAAUCAAUAGUAUGAAGCUGCACACAUGUUCUCUAUACGUCUCCUUGUUACUUUCGCUCUGCAUUCCCCAUGGGUCGAGCCACAAUCACUUGAGCAGAAGCUCCGAAAGACGUAAUAAUAGCGACUGUACCGCGGAAUCUCCACUGCAUGGAACACCCGCAUCCCCAGGCACCUGUCACGACACUCAGGAAAUUCAAGUUACGUUCUCCUCCAGUAUAGUCGAAAAUGAGUAUAUAAUCAAAUUCAACGGUUACUACAAAGCACGUGCACGAGAGAAUUACAUAGGAGCCGCGUUGAACUCAUCCAAUGUCAAAAACUGGAGGAUUAUACAGCGUAAUAAUGCAGCAUCCGUGUAUCCUAGUGACUUUGAUAUUGUGCACAUUAAAGAGACGGACAAGUGCGAGGGGCUCGGGGCUCUAAGUAAUCAUCCACUUGUGAAAACUGUGUCGCCGCAGAGACUUAUACGUAGAACUUUAAAAUUUACUAAUACAUCGUCAAACGAUUCCGAUGCGUUAGCGUAUAGAAGCCCCCAAAGAAAAAUCAAUAAUGUUCAGGCUGGACAAUCGACAAAUCGACACACAUCUCGAAAAUUAUUAAGAGCUAUACCGAAGCAAAUCACGUAUAUGCUCGAAGCUGAUAUACUAUGGAGAAUGGGCAUUACUGGGAAGGAUAUAAAAGUAGCGAUAUUUGACACUGGCCUUGCCGCCAGUCAUCCACAUUUUAAAAAUAUCAAGGAGAGAAUAAAUUGGACGAAUGAAAAUACUCGGGAGGAUGGCCUAGGUCAUGGGACAUUUGUAGCUGGUGUCAUUGCGUCAUCCUCCAGAGACUGUUUUGGUUUUGCCCCAGACGCAGAUCUUUAUAUUUUUCGUGUUUUUACAAAUGCUCAGGUGUCUUAUACCUCGUGGUUCUUGGAUGCCUUCAAUCAUGCCAUAUUUCGCAAGGUGACGGUGUUAAAUCUGAGCAUUGGUGGUCCAGAUUUUAUGGACCAGCCGUUUGUCGAUAAAGUAUGGGAGGUUACAGCCAAUGGUAUCAUUAUGGUAUCAGCAAUUGGCAAUGACGGACCUUUGUAUGGCACUUUAAAUAAUCCUGCCGAUCAAAUGGAUGUGAUUGGUGUAGGAGGCAUCAAUUGGGAUGAUCAAAUAGCAAGGUUCUCUUCGCGCGGUAUGACUACAUGGGAAUUGCCUUAUGGAUAUGGUAGAAUUAAACCUGACCUAGUUAUAUACGGAUCAGGAGUAAGAGGGUCUGCUUUACAGAACGGAUGUAGAAGUCUUUCCGGCACUUCUGUUUCUAGUCCUGUUGUUGCUGGUGCGGUUGCGCUAUUAGCUAGUGCAUUUGUAGAAGUAAAUGGAUCUAAAACUAAUAAAGAGAAGGUAACACCAGCAAGUAUGAAACAAGCGUUGAUAAAUUCAGCCCGUCGCUUACCUGGAAUUAGUAUGUUCGAGCAAGGUGCGGGAAAAUUAGAUCUCUUGCGGGCGUUUCACUUUUUACAGUCGUACACUCCUGUCGUUACACUCUAUCCAAGCUACAUAGAUUUGACGGAGUGUCAGUAUAUGUGGCCAUACUGUACUCAAGCUAUAUACCAUACUGGCAUGCCCACGAUAGUCAACGUAACUAUAAUCAAUGGUCUGGGUGUGGCUGGAAAUGUAGUAAAUCUCACUUGGCAUCCGUAUGCCGGUAACGGCAAUGGUGAACAUAUUGAUGUAGCAUUAACGUAUAGCGAUGUUUUGUGGCCAUGGUCUGGCUGGUUAGCAGUCGCUAUAACGGUCCCACCUACGUCUCGCGACUGGCAGGGCAUCGCACAAGGCCAUAUUUCACUCACGGUUGAGAGUGAUGGCGCAGGUAAGCCGCGACAGUCAACGGUAACGCUCCCAUUGCAGGCGAAAAUUAUACCCACACCUCCUAGACAUAAACGUAUCUUGUGGGAUCAGUACCAUAACUUGCGAUAUCCACCCGGAUAUUUCCCUAGAGAUGAUUUGUGCGUAAAAAACGACCCUCUUGACUGGAACGGAGAUCACAUACAUACUAACUUUAAAGACAUGUAUCAACAUUUACGCAAUGCCGGAUAUUAUCUUGAGGUGCUCGGCCAUCCGUUCACCUGUUUUGACGCGAGAAAUUACGGAACCCUGCUCAUCGUAGAUACAGAGGAGGAAUUUUUCCCUGAAGAAGUGACAAAGCUAAAACGUGAUGUGGAAGAGGACGGUCUAUCAGUAAUUGUAUUUGCAGACUGGUACAAUAUAUCAGUCAUGCGAAAAAUCAAAUUUUACGACGAGAAUACCCGUCGAUGGUGGAUACCCGAGACGGGAGGUGCCAAUAUUCCAGCUAUAAACGAUCUGCUUUAUCCUAAUUGGGGCGUGGCAUUUAGCGACGAAGUACGAAACGGUCAGUUCACCCUUGGCCAACAUGCGCCAGUCACAUUCGCGUCUGGCACUACGUUAACUAGAUUUCCAAAGGAUGGAAUCGUUCUGUAUGCAGAGUUGUACGAUCAGGGACAAGAGCUUCUGGAUAAAGAAUCAGGGACACCAGCGCUUGUACCGAUACUCGGACUUUUACAAGUGACUAGUGAGAAAGAUGUUGAGAUGGUACGUGAUAGUAAGAUUGAUAACGAAGCGCAAGCAGAUCAGAAUGAUGAAAAGAAUUAUGUCAAAGAACAGACGAGUACGUCCGGUAGACUCGUUGUUUAUGGGGAUUCAAAUUGUAUCGAUGACAGCCAUUUACAAAAAUCUUGUUUUUGGAUGCUCGACGCUAUCUUAGAAUACACAACAACAGGCUACGUACCUACUGUUUUUAUGGAUGAAAACCAUAGAAAGCACAAGACUGUCAAAACAACCAGUAAUAUAGAGAUUGGAGAAUUACCACAUCGAAUGAAGGAAAAUCAUUUUAAUCGUCAUAGUAAAGUAUUAAUAACUAACGAGCCAGCAGGCAAUUUCAGAUCUCUUCCAUUAUGUAUCACCCCUGUCUACGCUGUACCUGUACCAGUCAAUGAAUCUGUGCCAAUAGAACUUUACAAGCCUCAGAAGCUGCUCUCUACGGGUGAUACCAUGAGCGCAGUAAAUUCGGUACUGCAGGAUACAGACACUUUGUGGCUUAAGAGACGAGUUGGUGGUGCUAGUAUCCCUGUAAUAUUGGAUCAUUUCGAUACUGACAUUAUGACUUACGACACGAAAGAAAAUCAGGGAGAAUAUAAAGUGAUCGUGUAUCAAUGGAGUUACGUAAUAGUAAUAGUAAUUAUGGUGAUAGUUCUCGUGUAUCUGUGUAAUUAUUUGGGCUUGAACAGACACUCGCGCAGAAAACGUGCUAUACUCAGAAUAUUUAGAGCCAUUCGAGCCUUGAUUGUACGUAGGAUACCUGCGCAAAUGUAAUUUAAUAAUUUCGCGAGAACUAUUAUUCAUGUAUUGUACAUACAUAAAAGUUAAUAUAACGUUUUUAGAAAAUUGAUAUAUAGGUUUAAAUUUCAAGAAAUUGAUAUUGCAAAUUAGAUUAUAUUAUGUGCCUUUAAGACAUACAAUAUGCAAUGAAUUUGUAGAUAAUGUAAAUUAUUUUGAUAUAAAAAAAGAGUACACACUA
Wasmannia auropunctata (little fire ant) is the source of this 4441-nucleotide messenger RNA. RefSeq names its product membrane-bound transcription factor site-1 protease (gene S1P). Gene Ontology annotation, biological process: proteolysis. The transcript has 12 exons. The coding region runs from base 889 to 4236 and encodes 1115 amino acids. Gene Ontology annotation, cellular component: Golgi apparatus. NCBI's taxonomy places the organism in Eukaryota, Metazoa, Arthropoda, Insecta, Hymenoptera, Formicidae. The record is from RefSeq and is a predicted model, not a curated record. Gene Ontology annotation, molecular function: serine-type endopeptidase activity.